Cladocopium goreaui is the source of this 1516-nucleotide messenger RNA. NCBI's taxonomy places the organism in Eukaryota, Dinophyceae, Suessiales, Symbiodiniaceae. The record is from the annotation of a GenBank genome assembly.
CUUCCCCCAACGAUCCACCGGUGUCGCCUUCCGUGCCGAUGCCAUGGGACAUGGCGUUCACGGCCUGGGCGCCGUCGCCGUCCUCGCCGUCAGCGUCGCCUCGGCGGAGAACGUGCGGGUGCCGCACCCGGAGGACUUUGUCAACGUGCUGGCGGGCACCGUGGGAGGACAGCGUGAUGGCAUGCACCACAGCUCAGGCAACGUGCUGCCUUUGGUGGCCAGACCCUGGGGCUUCAACCAUUGGGCACCGCAGAGCGCGGAUCCCAAUACCAGGACCAGCUGGUGGUUCGACGCCAACAGCGAUACCUUCUACGGCCUGCGAUGUACGCAUCAGCCGAGCCCAUGGAUCGGAGACUAUGCGUGGUUCCUGCUGGUGCUUGAGACUGGCUUCAAGGCAAACAAACGCAUGGCCUUCACGUCCUACCGCGCGGAAGGCGCUUUGAGACCGUUUUUGCUAGAUCUGCACUUAGGGCCCUUUGGGCACCAGAUGAAGAUGACUCCGACCAACCAUGGAGCCAUGGUGUCGGUGCUCUUCCCCAGUUCCGGGGAGCGGAGGAUCUGCGCACAGGUCCCAAGUGGAGCACCUGCUGAUAAGGACGAGAAAAGUGCUGCCAGCUUGAAAACCACUAGCGGAUCUUGUCGUCAGUCCGCAGGAGGAAUUGAUUUGAUCAGCAAGCGCUUUGUUGACGGCGCCCCCUCCAGCGGCCUGGACUUCUUCGUGCGCCUGGAAGUGCGAGGCCAAGCCAGGAUCGAGGAAAUCGCGUUGUCCGAUUGCUUCGAACAUGACUUUGGUUAUGAGCCCAUGAACAUGCCAGGAAAAGAACGGAUUGCUCUGAACAGCAUGGAAGAGUGUCAUAGACGUUGCAAGCAGACCGCCAACUGCGCGCACUUCACCUGGUGGAGCGAUGGUGGAUGCCAUCUCCAGGAUGAGAGGGCCAAAAAGAAGAAGCAGCCUGGGCUGACGAGUGGACCUCCAAACUGUAAGGAGACCGUGCCGCGGCAUUGCUGCUUCGUGGCAGAACAGCAGGAGCUUGAGAUCCACAUUGGCACCAGCUUCAUCUCAGCCGCUCAAGCCUUAAGGGCCGUGGAUGCGGAGGUGAAGGGCAAGACCUUCGACGACCUGGUUAGUGAAGGUCGAGACGCCUGGCGAAAGUUGCUGCGGAAAGUGGAGGUUUUAGACGCAGGGCCGGCUACUGCUGCAACCUUCAGGCGCCUGGAAGUCUUCUACACCUCACUCUACCGGGCCCUGCUUUUCCCGCGGCGUUUGGAUGAAGAGACGCCUACAGGCAUACGACACUGGAGCCCGUACAGCGGGCAAGUGAUGGCGGGCAUCGGAGUUAGUGACAAUGGCUUUUGGGACACCUUCCGAACUGUCUAUCCUUUGUUGUCCAUCGCGUAUCCGAAGCAACUCUCCAACUUUGUGGCGGGAUGGCUGAACUCCUUUGAGGCUGGCGGCUGGCUGCCAAAAUGGGCCAGCCCAGGUUAUCGAGACUCCAUGGUGCCCUGGCGGUGCUGA